CAGUCCAAAGGCCAUAUGCGGGCGACUCUAGUCGCGUUAGUGCGAGAGAGACUAAAUUAAAUUUAAAAAAAAAAAAAAUUAUUAAUUACAUGUUAAAUUAACGGUCAAAAAUACAGAGUGAUUCUGUGCAUGAUUUUCCAAAUCAAUUAGAACCAAAGAUUUCAAUUUCCACUGGAAAAUUAAUAUUCGAAAAAAAAUAAAUAUUGUGUGUAUGACACGUGAAAAUUGGAGUAAUUGAUUUUUAAAUUAUUAUCAACUGGAUAAACACAAGUGGUUAUUGAAAGGAUAGUCAAAUAGCACAGAGCACAUUUAAGCUGUUUUAACUGUAAUUUAAUCAAAAUUCAAAAAAAUUAUUUAACGAGGGCCCGAGGGGUGGUAGGUCCAUUUUGGAUUUUCCAUUCACUUGAAAUUUUCAUUGGCAAUAUUAAAAUUCAUGGGUUUUCAAAAUUUUAAUGUUUAAUUAUAAUUUAAGUAUAAAAAAAGUGAAUUAAAAUGUCAGGAAUUCGAAUUAAUAUUGAGGAAGCAUCAAACGAUGGACGCUGGCCUAUCGAUCUUGAAAUCGAGGAGGUGUAUGGCACAACAACAGCAGCAGGAGCAACAACAACAUCAACGAGUUCAGGAACGUGGCAUAUACCAAGACCAUCAUUAGUUGGUAAAAGUGAAAAAGACAGUGACAAUGGAAGCAAUUGGGCGCAUCAUCAUAAUUUACAUCCAAAUUCACCAUCAAGAGGAUCAACAUCCUCACAAGGAUCAACAGCAAGUACACACAGUGCAGCAUCAGGAACACUUUUAUUAACAGCAGCAAAUUUAGCAAGUCUUGCUGCAAUGCAUCCACCAACAAUAACAGCACCAAAAUCAAUGGACAAUGUAUCAGUAGCAAGUAGUACACAUUUUACUGUUGUCAAUGGACUUGGUAGACCAACAACUGUUUAUAAAAAAUCAUGGUGUGCCAGACAUCAAGUAACAGUACUUGUUUGUACAAUGAGCUUUUUAUUUAUGGUUGGUCUUAUUGUUGGUGUUGUUUAUAUGGAAAUGAAACACCGUGAUAAAUAUGACUAGACGGUUUUUUUUUCUUUUUUCUACAACUGUGGUGCUGCAAGAUCAACCAGAGGAUUAACAACUUGUUUUUUUUUUUUUUUUACUAUUGGUAUUUAAUAGAAUGAAAAAAAAAAAAAAGCUCAAGCAAUGUUGGCACGUGGAUAAAAAAAGAAAAAACCAAUUUGUUUAAUUUUUAAAUAUCACGUAGAAAUUAGUAAAUGUUUUUUUUGUUUAAAAAACAAAAACUUGAAUAAUUAGAUUUUAAUUUGUAUUGCACAGUAUGUGUGGUACGUGACAGUCAAGUAAUAAUAUAUAUUAAGUUUUUACAACGAGA
Molecule: messenger RNA, 1372 nt
Organism: Aphidius gifuensis
Lineage: Eukaryota; Metazoa; Arthropoda; Insecta; Hymenoptera; Braconidae
Exons: 4
Coding region: 493-1059 (188 amino acids)
Source: RefSeq, a predicted model, not a curated record